CUGUGCAACCAGUGCUGAGAAAGGCCGUCUGAUGGCUCUCCUCUUUUAGCUCUGCGCUGGAAUCCGCCGGGCUUUGCUGCCGACGUCCGACAUGCACCGAGCUGAUGCCGCAGUGGAUGAUGCCGUGCUAAGGAAGAAAGAACAGAAAGAUGUUGAACUUGAUAAGAAAAUCCUGGCUUUGCGGAAGAAGAAUGAAGCGCUCAUACGCAGAUACCAGGAAAUAGAAGAGGACAAAAAGCGAGCUGAGCAGGAGGGAAUGGCUGUUACUUCCAGGAGACCCAAGCAAGACGGACUCACUAUUACCAUCACCAAAGCUCACAACGACAAAAGGGUGGUGAGCGAGAAAUGGAGUCCCUGUCCUACGACCCCUGGAUUCGGCAUUGGCAGUGAGGAAGAGGAAGAGGAGGAGGAGGAAGCAGAUCAUAUGUUCACAUUCAGAAUGGGAAAGAGGAUGCAGCUGGCUGUUACCAUGGACAACAAAGCCAAGGGCAAGCGGAUUGUCAGUGAGAAACGCACCGAGUGCUUCCCUGGCCCGGGCAGGGUGCCAGACCUCAGUGAAGAGGAGACAGACCACUUGGUGGCUUUCCGCCGGGGGAGAAGGAUGCAGAUUGCCAUCACCAUGGAUAACAAGGAAAAAGCAGAGGAGAGAAGAACAGCAGAGAAGAGGAGAUCAGACAGUGACAGAGGCCCAGAAAGUGAGCACAGCCGGAAGGAGAGUGGGAAGUCACUCCAGAAGAGCCCUGGAGACCUGAGUUUCCCCAUGACCGGACGGGAACGCUCUGAGUAUAUACGCUGGAAGAGGGAGCGAGAUCAGAUUGACCUGGAGCGACUGGCACGUCACAAGAACUCCAAGGGCGAGUGGCGACGGGCUUGGGAUGUGGAGAAGUCAGAGCACAUGUUUGAAGAGGACUUUGUUAAGGAUGGGGAGCCAGCCUUGGAUAAUCCCAGCAAUAAGAAAGGGGGAAGAAACGCAAGGAAAUUCCAGCACAGGUCCUUUCCUCCCAAUGGGAGAGGUGGAGGACAGCACAGCAUGAAUAUGAACAAUCCCGGUCCCAAAGCAAUGAGCAGCCGAGCCAAAGGAAAGGACAGACUGACCGGCAGAGCCAGAAGAUGGGAUGCAAAAGAAGGCGAGGACAUGUCUUUUCUGAAGGAUGACCCUGACAGCCAGAGGAGCCUUGGUAUGGACAAGCAGAAGAGCAGAGGUGAGGAAGGAGUGGAAGAGAACUGCACAGCUGAGCUGGAGGAGAAGGUGAAACAGCCAAGCCUCCAAGAUCAUGGGGCCUCAUCAUCACAAAGGCGAAGUGGGAAGGCCCAGUCUGCCCCCAAUGGCCAGAAGAAGGAACGGAGACGAGUGAAGGGGUUCGGCAUGGAGGUCUCUGUGGCCAGCACAGGUGACUCAGAGCCAGGUCCCAAGCCGAGUAAGGAACCUGUUGAGGAAGAUGGCAAUGGGAAGCCUGGCAGUGCUGACAUCUCUCAGGAGGAGAGCACAAAUAGCAGUGCCUCACAGAAUAGCCUUCCAAAUGCUGUGCAGGCCACCAUGCAUAGCAGUGAGCAGACCUCGUCAUUGCCCACGGAAGAUGAUUUAGAUGGAGCUGGCUUUAAGAAAAACACAGCUUCAGAACAGGAAUCCACUGAGGACUCUUCAAAUAGCCAUGGAGGAAAGCCGGACACAGCAGCUGAAGACAGACUGGAUGCAGGUCAAAGACAGCUGGUGAGACAAAGAGGGGAGGAAGUGACCCAAAACACUGCCCUUGAGGGACAAACACUUGCUCUGAAAGGAGUUGAAGAUGCUGAAGGCACUGAACACACAAGCAAGCCUUUGCCCCCAAGGAAAGACAACUCUGACAAAACUGUUGUGCCUGAGCAGGACACAGCAAAAUCACAGUCCAGGGAAGGGGACCAGCCUGAAGAUUGCAAGGACAAGGACAGCAGGGACACGCUCAACUAACAAAGACUGCGCCAGCUUGCCUGAGAUGGAAGGAUAACGUGCUGAAGGUGGUGGAUGAGAAGAGAAGAGGAGCACAGCCUUGUCCUCACUCUGACCUUCUAUGAAAUCAGCUUUCAGCACCUGCCCUGCGCCUUUCACUCACCACAGACAGGGUCCCCCCUUCACCAUUCCCCACUCAGUUUCAGCAUCAGCCCUUCCUAUCCUGGUGCCAAAGGACAGGAAAGGCUACACACACUCCCUACACUUUUCUUUGGUAUUUGUUUUGCCUAUAUUGCAGCUGUGUGGCAAGCCAAUGAAAUGUCUACUGGAUGCACUUUAUUUUAUUUAAUAACUAAUUCAGUUUAAAGUUAAGAUUCAGCUUUCUGGGCAGCCCACCCAUUCCCUCCCCAAGGCUAACAGGGAACCGUGUGUGCCCGGAGGACAGCAGGGGUUGGGUGAGCUCUCCCCAGCGGUUGCGUUGGGACAAGUGACAAAGCAGAGCAUUAGGAGACAGGGUGAGAGGUGCUAUGUUGUAGUGCAGUAGGUGGGUGAAGAAGUAGAGCUCAGGGCAGCUGUUGUAGUAUGGGUUUGUACGUGGUUGAAGUGGUGGCAGAGAUGUAUGGUAGUUACACAGGUCGUGGGCACAGAGCCUUCUUGGGGUGCUUUCGACAAGCACACGGCAGCCACAGCAUCUCAUCCUUUCCAAGGUCACCUUUCUCCUCCUGUUAGAUAUGGUAGGGCAGAAGCAGCAGAGGCUGAACGAGCACGUCAGAAACAUGCUUUUUUCUAAGUAAGGUGGCUGCUCCAUUGAGCAGGUACGUACACAGCUUGGCAAAGCACUGAGCCUGCUGCUUAAGGCUGGGAAGCGCAAAGGCUACACUAACUGGAGAUGCCUGCAGCAAGGAGGAGGGCAGCACAAAUGCAGUAACUUUCCUUAACACCCUGCCGCAAGGAAGGAGCUGGCAACAGGACCCCAGCCAAAUUAGAGCUGAAAGUCAAGGCUUCCUGUCAACUGCUUUCACCUUCCUGGUUGUGCCUUUCAUAGCCUUGUGCACAAGUAAGAGGGUAACAGUUCCCCUGGAAGCUGCCAAGGAUACCUUUUGUCCUGGCCUUAAAAGGUGCCUUUCAAAUCAAGGAACUGAAUGAGCAUCUACAGCAUAAAUGAGCAAAAAUCCCAGCUGUUUAGAAUUCCAAGCAGAUGAAAGACUGACAGCAAACUAGGAACUAGCUGAAAUGUGCCCGCCCAUUAAGAAGGCAGAAAGCUGGCACAAGGAAUAACAUAAUUCCUGACUUCUAAAUGACAAAACAAGCAAGGCUAUCAUCCUCAUUAAGAAGCACUGCCCUAAAACUUGAAGCAGUUUCAGGAGUAAAUGUAUGUGCAGAUACUUAUUCAUGGAGAUUUAUCGAAUGUCACUGCAAGAUGCAUUGGCUAACCAAAAUGACAGACUGCCUUGGUGAUGGAGUUGGCAUGUGUGGACUGAAAUGCUGUAUGCUGUUUUAAUAAACUAAUAUUUGCACAUAUAAACACUUCGCUAUUCUACGUAACUUGGAUCCACAAUACCUAUCUCAUGGAAGACAACCCUGGGAACUUCCUCUAUGUGCCAAAUUCAGGAGAGUUUACUGGCUUCAGACCAGGCAUUAGCAAGAAACAGGGUAUGCAGCUUUCAUGUUUUAUUAGUAGGAACACCUUCCCCCACCCAAGCCCAGACUGGGUUUACUUGGACUUAUCCAACAGACAAGAGAACAGAUAGAUGCAAACCAGAUUAUAAGACUGCUCCAGGUCCUGGAAAUUCUCCAUCACUUAAAGGCUGGUUUUCCUCAACCAACUGGCUCAAACACUUGCUUAUUUAUUUAUUUUUCUAAGAUGAAAACAGCUCACUGACCUCAAUCUUGAUCCAGUCAGAAUCACUGCCAUCUUGCCUCAGUCCACACACAGAAUAUUCUCUGAUGAAGAGCUUGUUGUUGCACUCCAGCAGCAAUCAAGCAAUAGAAAGCAACUUUUACAUUGCCUCUGGCCCAGGACUUAGUUGUAGAGAUAAAAAUCCAACUUCAAUUGUUGCUAUACCUUAUCUUAUUGAUAUAAGAUAUAGGAACAACUUUCCUCUUUCAAAGGAAAAACUGACACUUUGCCCUCCAUCCCCCUUUCCCCUCUACCCCUCAUAAAUCCAAGCAACUUUGCACUUCAUGAUGCCUGGGAAGGAUCUAGUCUGUACCAAGCUCUUUGGAUUGUGCUGUGCAGAUGGUGCCUGUCCUCAGCAUAAUUUCUUCUUGCUUACCAACAGCCUGCUUGAACGCACUUCGGUUGGUGCCUGGAUUGGAAUUUUUCAGAAAAAACGAAAAAGGUGUGGCUAGCUAUUUCUUCUUUACAGUGAGACAAAAGAUCAAAGAGUUGAAAAAUCUGAUGUAGAGGUGUUAUUUAUAUUAAAUAAAAAUUAUGAG
Molecule: messenger RNA, 4366 nt
Organism: Cygnus atratus (black swan)
Lineage: Eukaryota; Metazoa; Chordata; Aves; Anseriformes; Anatidae
Gene: CCDC9B
Product: coiled-coil domain containing 9B
Exons: 13
Coding region: 92-1948 (618 amino acids)
Source: RefSeq, a predicted model, not a curated record